GAGGCUGAAGAUUCGGCUCUCUCAAACGGGCAUCGGCUCUUAGAGCCGGCUCGUUCGCGAACAACACAUCACUAGUUGGCAACCCUAAUCACACUAAACAAACACAUAUUUCAUGCCAAGUGACGUGCUUGUUUCAAAGGUUUGUAAGAACAAGUUUUUAUUCUUGGUGCAGUAAUUACAAUCCAGUGUGUUGUCUAUAGUUUUCCACUGACUCUACUAUAUUAUUAUGCUGCAGUUAAAAUAUGCAGUAUAACAUGCAGAUAUUCUCUGGCCAUAAAAGGGUUAAGCAAGAGGCCCUGCCUGCCUGUUAUGUAUUGUUAGCAAAUGUGUAGCUGAGUUACUGGGACUGACAUCAAGAGCAGCCUUCAACUGAGAGGGAAAAGCUGCACUUCAAGAACUGGGUGAAGAGCUAAAUGCCAGCAAGAGGGCAAAGUGUGUGAGAGUACUGACAGAAAACAGCUUUUAACAACGCACGGACAAGAAUAUAAGACAACACACGAUAAGAGAGGAAAUAACAUUGCAGGUGAAAAAGACUAAAAACCAGAAAACAAGAAGCAAACAAGAUAAGAGACUGAAGGAGGAGACAGUUUUGCAGCAAAAGCCUGCAAAGGCUUAACUUACAGAACAGAAAGAGAAGAGUAAAAAAACACCAUCAUGUCAUACCGUCUGUUUGAGGGAAAGGAUCAUGCAUCCAUCUACCAAAAGUACCGUAUUACACCUCCAGAAGAGCUCAAGAACAUUAUUCUUCAAUACCUAGACACAAAGAAGGGACAGCCACAUGUGCUGGCGGUGGAUCUGGGAUGCGGCACGGGUCAGAAUUCUCGGCUACUGGCGCCGAACUUCCAGGAAGUGGUUGGUAUCGACAUCAGUGAGUGUCAACUGGAGGAGGCCAGAGCUGUGCCAGGGUACUCCAACAUCACAUACAGGAAGGGGACAGCAGAGGAGCUUCAGUUUCCAGAUGGCUCUGUAGACUUGCUGACAGCAGCAUCAGCAGCCCACUGGUUUGAUCAGUCACGAUUCCUGGCUGAGGCAAGUCGAGUUUUAAAACCUGGUGGCUGCAUGGCUCUGCUGGGCUUCAGUGACACUAACACCUGGUUUCACUACCAAACCUGUGGAGAAACACUCGGCCACAUCUAUGAAGAGGUGAAGCAGAUACUGAUGCCAUACACUAGCAGUCCGGUGGGUGUAGCUGAUGGUAAGCUGGAAGAGCUUUACCGUGCCAUCCCUUUCCCAGACAAAAAGAGGAUUGAGUCUAUUCUGGUGAACUGUCCGAUCUCAGUGAGGAACCUGGUGGGUUUCAUACAGUCCUGGUCCAUGUUUCAAGCUUACCACAAGAAAGACCCCCAGACCGCUGAAAACCUGCUGCUCAGCACACAGAAGAGGUUUCUGGAGGUGAUGGGAGUCACGUCUCCUGACACUGAAUUAGAGUGGCAAAUGGAAUAUUACUGUGUCCUGGCAUCAAAACCAAGAUAAUCAACAAUAUAUCAUCGGAUGUGUGUUUUGAGAAACAGAGAUGUGUGUUUUUGUGUCUCAGAGAUGUUGAAAUGAACAACUGAUGUGUUUCCAAACAUUAAAAUCUUGAUUCUUUUAAAAUAUGGACAUUUCUGAAUAUA
Messenger RNA from Scomber scombrus (Atlantic mackerel), 1613 nucleotides. RefSeq lists its product as uncharacterized. The record is from RefSeq and is a predicted model, not a curated record. Bases 655 to 1473 code for a protein of 272 amino acids. Gene Ontology annotation, molecular function: S-adenosylmethionine-dependent methyltransferase activity. The transcript has 7 exons. NCBI's taxonomy places the organism in Eukaryota, Metazoa, Chordata, Actinopteri, Scombriformes, Scombridae.